UGAGUAAAAGAGCAGGUGGGGAGAGAUGCGCACAGAGAGCCUGUGUCACUGGAAAUAGCGCUCACACUGACAGGAGCGAGCAGCAGAGUCGCCCCAAGCAUCUAUGUCAGGACUACCUACCCGCAAGGUGCGUGAGCAAGAUGAUGGCCAUGAACGGCAAGCAGAACUUCUCCAUGCACCCCGCGCUCCAGGAGCCCAAAUACUCGAACCUGCACUCGAGCUCGGAAGCUAUGCGCAGAGUUUGCUUGCAGGCCCCUCAGCUCCAGGGCAAUAUAUUCGGAGGCUUUGAUGAGAGUCUGCUGGCACGCGCCGAAGCUCUGGCGGCCGUUGACAUUGUCUCCCACGGCAAGAGCCACCCUUUCAAGCCAGACGUGACCUACCAUACCAUGAGCAGUGUCCCCUGCACCUCUACCUCCUCCGCAGUGCCCAUCUCUCACCCAUCCACGCUGACGUCCCACCACCACGUCCACCAGACGUUGGAAGGAGAUCUGCUGGACCACAUCUCCUCUGGCUUAACGGUGAACGGCAUGGGGGCACCGGAUCCGUCCGUGAUGUCGGCGCAGGUCCACCAGCAUCACAUCCAGAGCAUGGGUCACCUUCACCAGGCCAUGAGCAUGGGCCACCCGCACUCGCUGACCACGCACAACGGCAUGACCUGCAUCAACGACGUGGAGUCGGACCCCAGAGAGCUGGAGGCUUUCGCAGAACGCUUUAAACAGAGGAGGAUCAAGCUCGGGGUCACGCAGGCAGACGUGGGCUCCGCGCUCGCCAACCUCAAGAUACCCGGGGUCGGAUCCCUCAGUCAGAGCACCAUCUGCCGGUUCGAGUCCCUCACCCUGUCCCACAACAACAUGAUCGCCCUCAAACCCGUCCUUCAGGCUUGGCUGGAGGAGGCGGAGGCGGCGUACCGGGAGAAGAACAGCAAGCCGGACCUUUUCAGUGGCAACGAGAGGAAGAGGAAGCGCACCUCCAUAGCCGCUCCCGAGAAGCGCUCCUUGGAGGCGUACUUCGCCAUCCAGCCGCGGCCCUCGUCGGAGAAGAUCGCAGCGAUCGCCGAGAAGCUGGACCUCAAAAAGAACGUGGUUCGAGUGUGGUUUUGCAACCAAAGACAAAAGCAGAAGCGAAUGAAAUACUCUGCGGCGCAUUAGAUCGAAACACGCGCGUGACUCUGCGUCCCAACCAGAUCUGAGAUCGUGCGGCUGGCUGG
Molecule: messenger RNA, 1207 nt
Organism: Scleropages formosus (Asian bonytongue)
Lineage: Eukaryota; Metazoa; Chordata; Actinopteri; Osteoglossiformes; Osteoglossidae
Product: POU domain, class 4, transcription factor 3
Exons: 2
Coding region: 141-1148 (335 amino acids)
Biological process (GO): regulation of transcription by RNA polymerase II
Molecular function (GO): DNA-binding transcription factor activity, RNA polymerase II-specific; RNA polymerase II cis-regulatory region sequence-specific DNA binding
Source: RefSeq, a predicted model, not a curated record